CCACGGAACAUUAUUCAAAUAUAAUUUAGAAAAUAAAAAUUUUUAAGGUUGCGAUGAAACUGAAGAACUCAACAAUGGAGAGAAGAAGGUAGACGGGGAAUACAAAGAUCAGCCUCGGGAAGAUGGGGAGCCAGUCGGUGCCAAAACUGGUGGCCGUGGCGAUAGACAAAGACAGAGGGAGCCAAGUUGCCCUACGGUGGACGGUCGAGAGCCUCGUCACCAAAGGCCAGCCCGUCAUUUUGAUCCAUGUCAAGAUCAAGCCCGCUUCUAGCUUCUCCCAUUCACCCUCGCUCGCUCUCUCCACCCCGAGGUUGAGCCAGCAUUCUAUUGACGACAAUGGGUUUACAAGCGGAGACAACUCGGAUCCAGAGACAAAAGAGCUGUUUCUUCCAUUUCGUGUUUUUUGCACCCGUAAAGAUGUACAAUGCUACGAAGUUGCGCUAGAGCAUACCGAUCCCGCCAAAGCCAUAGUUGAGUAUGUAAACCGAACAGCAAUCGAGGUGGUGGUUCUUGGUGCUGCAACUAAAGGAGGUCUUCUCAGAUUUAAAGCAAGAGACGUUCCUGGAAACACGUUGAAAUCGGCCCCAGAUUUCUGCGCCGUGUAUGUCAUAUCCAAAACAGGGAAGAUAUCAUCCACACGAUCUGCUUCCCGUCUACCUCCAUUUAUCCAUCCACUUCGGCAUCAGAUGGCACAGCAGAUUAGCAGCAAACCAAAUGCUGCACCUGACUUACCCUUACCUCCAACACACAAUCCAAAAACUAGCUCUUUGGCAGCUCUCGAGCCACCUGCUGGCGUGCUACAGAACGAUAUCAAGAGAGCCGCCAGUGGCAGACCGUUUGAAUCCGCCAAACUUGACCUGGACGUGUCUUUUGUCAGCAGGCAGAGUGUUGACACAUUUUUCCCAUAUGCCGAAAGCGUUGAUGAGGGACCCACCCCUCCACGGCUUUCGGGUUUCUCAGAAAUGGAUGACAGUAAUCUUGAGCUGCUGCACAGUGGAAGGCAAUCAAUGGAAUCCUUGACAUUUUCAGAUUCACUUGACACUGAUAAAGCCUCUUUGCUGUCCCAGGAAGAUGUGGGAGCAGAAAUGAGAAGGCUAAAGCUUGAGCUCAAGCAAACAAUGGAAAUGUAUAGCACAGCCUGCAAAGAAGCACUCACUGCAAAGCAAAAGGCACUGGAGCUAGAGCGUUGGAAAGUGGAAGAACAGAAGAGAUUAGAAGAGGCACGGUUAGCAGAGGAAGCUGCACUGGCACUUGCUGAGAAGGAGAAAGCCAAAUCUAAGUUAGCCAUUGAGCAAGCAGAAGCAGCUCAGAGGAUUGCAGAACUAGAAGCUCAGAAGAGAAUCAAUGCGGAGCUGAAAGCUCUAAAAGAAGCCGAGGAGAAGAACAAGGUAUUAAGCUCAAUGUCGGAUUCGAGGUACAGGAAAUACACGAUCGAAGAGAUUGAGACCGCAACCGAAUACUUCUCCAAAUCCCGAAAAAUUGGUGAGGGUGGGUACGGUCCGGUCUACAAAUGCUAUCUGGACCACACCCCGGUCGCGGUCAAGGUCCUCAGACCGGACGCGGUCCACGGAAGGCAACAGUUUCAACAAGAGAUUGAGGUGCUGAGUUGCAUAAGGCAUCCAAACAUGGUGCUUCUUCUAGGGGCUUGCCCGGAAUACGGUUGCUUAGUGUACGAGUACAUGUCGAAUGGGAGCUUGGAAGACCGUCUACUCCUUCGCGGUGACACGCCCCCACUUGCUUGGCAGCAAAGGUUCAGGAUUGCAGCUGAGAUAGGGACGGGUUUACUUUUUCUACAUCAGAACAAGCCGGAGCCGUUGGUGCACCGUGACUUGAAGCCCGCCAACAUCUUGCUUGACCGCAACUUCGUCAGCAAAAUUAGUGAUGUGGGUUUGGCAAGACUCGUGCCUCAAAGUGUGGCUGAAAACGUGACGCAGUACCGGAUGACAUCAGCCGCGGGGACGUUCUGCUACAUAGACCCGGAGUAUCAGCAAACGGGGAUGCUGGGUGUGAAAUCGGAUGUGUAUUCCCUUGGGAUCAUAUACCUUCAGAUGCUAACGGCUAAAUCACCAGUGGGGCUGACACAUUACGUGGAGAGGGCGAUUGAGAAAGGGUGUUUUGGUGAAAUGCUUGACCCGGCCAUCUCUGACUGGCCUGUUGAAGAGGCUCUGGUUCUUGCCAGUUUAGCAUUGAAGUGUUCUGAGCUCAGAAGAAGAGACCGGCCGGACCUUGGGAAUGUCGUGUUGCCCGAGUUGGAGAGGUUGAGAGCGUUGGCAGAAGAGAACUCAACUCCGCUGCAGUUCUAUGGCCCGCCCUCCUCAAACUGUAGCCAAACAUCUUUGUCUCAAGACAAUUUGAGUUACCCUGCAAGUAGUCAUUCGGGAUAUGAAAGCUCGAGAAGCAGGUGAAUCAAUCAUGAGCCCCUACCCCUUCGGGAUGAAGUCUUAGAGUGUGGUAUCUCCGAGCAGGUGUGUUGAGGCUCGUGUGACUCGAGUUCUUGUACGUAGGCCUUGUUUGUUUGUUCCUUUAUUUUUGGGAGUGGGUAGUAAUGCUACUUUUUGAAAGUUCUUGUUUGUAAGUGUAGUUUUAAGUCUAAUACAGAGUAAAUAACAGACCUUGAG
This is a messenger RNA of Cuscuta campestris, 2618 nucleotides long. The record is from the annotation of a GenBank genome assembly. Lineage: Eukaryota; Viridiplantae; Streptophyta; Magnoliopsida; Solanales; Convolvulaceae.